Molecule: messenger RNA, 15969 nt
Organism: Sitodiplosis mosellana (orange wheat blossom midge)
Lineage: Eukaryota; Metazoa; Arthropoda; Insecta; Diptera; Cecidomyiidae
Gene: ttk
Product: protein tramtrack, alpha isoform
Exons: 6
Coding region: 12421-14133 (570 amino acids)
Biological process (GO): regulation of transcription by RNA polymerase II
Cellular component (GO): nucleus
Molecular function (GO): protein binding
Source: RefSeq, a predicted model, not a curated record
GAAAGUGUAUUCAACACUCGAAAGUCGACAAUUCACUUCGUGGCUGCUGCUUGUUUUUUCUUCUGCCUCCUGUGAGCUCGAUCGUGAACUCGAUUCGAUGUCUGUUCAGUUGAAAGCCUGUCGUCGUUGUAAUCGCAUGUGUUUUUAAUAUGUAUAGCAUUUUUUGAUUUUUUUUUCUGUUUUUUCCCUUUUAUCUCACUCUCUUCGAAUUUGUUGAUUUUUUUUUUGUUAAAAUUUCUAAGGAAUUUUUAAUUGAACGACAAAUUUUUUUAUAAUCAACGACACUUUCUAUUUCUGAGAAACUUUGAUUCAUUUUUUUCGAGAUUUAUAUCGACUGAAUUUACAUGUUUUUUUUUUCAAUGUGAUCAUAUCAAGAUUGGAGUAAGGACAUCUUGAAGUCAAUGUGACCGAAGGACAUACUGAAUGGAAAAUAGUGCAUAAAUCAAGUGGAAGAAAGAUUAAAAAAAAAAAAAAUUAAAAGUGACUCGAAAAUUGUUUUCGUCAAUAAUUUGGGCUUUAUGAUUAUUAUUUGAUUUUUUUUUUUUCGAUAAAGUGACUAUAAAUUGAAGUGCCUUGAUGACGUUACACGAAAAUUACCCAAAACGACAAUCAGGAAGAACGAAAACAAUUCAAAGACACUCUAGCUGAAGGGGACACAAUUUAAAAUCAGACGUAAAUUUGUAUUUAUAAAGAUAAAUGAUUCAGUGAUGAAGUUGCUGGAAUAAACACAGAUGCAGAGAGAGAGAGAGUGAGAGAUAGACAAAAAAACGAAACGAAAAAGGAAGAACAAACACGAAUAAUACGAAGAACGUAAUAAUUGUGACUGUUUUUUAGUGGCCGAUUGGUUCGGCAGUAUUUUGUUUUCGUUUCAUAUGGUUAUUGAUUGAAUAACAAGAUACUUUUGUGGUAUUCAUUUGUUUUUUUUUUUGCUCGUUUAAAUCGCAUUACAAUAAAGGAUCCGAAAGCUGUUUUUGUUGUUGUUUGACCGAAUGAAAUUCGAUAUUGGUAAACACAACUAAAAUUGAGAACAACCACAUACGUUAGAAUAUCUAUGACAAAUCAACAAUAAUUCUACCGUAAGUCAAAUAUUACGCCAACCAAACGAAAGACGAGAGCAGAAAAAAAAAUCCCUUUGACUGAGUAAUUUUUCCGCGAUGAUAUCAUAUGUCAAUCGAUCGACUGUUGCAAAAACACACACUUGAACGGGAAUACAUUGCAGGAAAAGCAACAAAAGGAAUUUGACAAAACAACAAACACACAAAGAGAGGCAACGGCACAAAUAUACAAAGCAAAUUACACGCGCAAGUGCUCAAGAGAAUUUCAAAUAGACAAUAUAAAGUUGACGGGUGAAUCCAGAAACACGGUGUAAAAACAUUCUAAUUCGAACAACGGAUCGAAAAUAGAAGAAGAAAGAGCGUCGCUUCCAUCCAAUAGGAGAAGAGACAAGGCUUAGCAAGUGCUCAUGUGAUGCGGUAUGUCGUACAGCCUGGAACAUGGAUGUGAUCAGUAGCGGCAUCGAGACCAACCAAAAUAGAGUGAACAACACGAAUUGCCGAAAAAUCCCAUACACGAACUGAAAUUGUACACGGUGAGUGGCUUUUGACUUCUUCUUCUUCUUCUUCGUUUUGUUGUUGCUGCUGUUUUUUUCUCCUUCUUUUUUCAAACGCCAAUUCGAACAUCAUACAAUUCAACACUUGCACGUAGCUACAUAUUCCAUUCGUUUAUUCACACAGAGAUUCAUAGAUUUGACUCAAUAAAGUCACAUAGUAUUAGUCAUCGAAGCUUCUCGCUUCGGCUGUUUCUUUUUACGUUUGUUUUUCGUUUUAUCAUAUAUUGAAGUUGUUGUUGUUUUUUUUUUCUUCGUUCGCCCUGCCGAUCCGCGUUCUGAAGUAGCACACUCACACAGGACUGAAUGUGUGAAACUCCAGCACAGAAUGAAUUUAAAAAAGUUAAAUAAUAUAAUGACCAAAAUAAGCUAUAUAUAUAUAUAUAUAGCUAUAUCGAGAAUACCGGGACUGAGUAGAAAUCUGAUUAUGUAACCAGGUUCGUUCGAAGGAAUAAAUUGCAUUCCGUUUUUUUUUCGCGCGAGUGUUCUGACAGCUUUAUAGAUAUUGUUAUACACGUGCAUUUUAUACGUGUAUAUAUUUAAUUCGAAUGGUGAAGCACUUAAGCGCAUAUAAAAAGAGAGUCAGCCGUAUAUCAAACGGGAAGAUAAUAUACGAAACGGUCGAGAGACAAUGAAGAAGAAGAAGAACAAACAAAUGUAAAGUGGCAAUUCCAGUUGUUCGUUGAAUACUAAACAAAUUUUGUUGAUCGGUGUCGAUGCUUUCGAUCGAUAAUUUUGCCCGUUUUCUAUUCUUCGCCAUAAUUUGGAUAUGCAAUUGGAUUCAGUUAUUAUAUUUCAAUUAAAAGCGUCGACCGUUUUCUUUUCGGAUGGGGACACGGGGUGGGAGAAAGGGAAAUUACAAAGUUCAUGAUGGGAAUAUUUAGUUAGCACAUUAUCGCAUUGGUCUCAAUACAUCAGACUACAAUUGUAUUUCUUUUCAUUCACUGAUUUUAAUAUUAUCGUUGCAAAAUCGGCUUAACCGUCACAUUUUAAUUGGAAUAUCAUUUUGAUUUUGCCAUUUCCUUUUUUAUUUCGUUUCGUUUCAUUCCUUCUCUCCUUUCACAAAAUCCAAAGAAAAAAAAAACAUUUCAAUUUGAAUACUUCAUUUGCACAGCCGAAAAAUUAAAACUGUACGUAACGCAGAGAGAAUUAGCCGAUAAAACAACGUACAAGGAAAUACAAGAAAAUAAACAUUAUUUUUUAAUGUAGCUAGCGGAUUUUGCAUUGUGCAUCGUCUUGCAAAUGAACGACUGAAAGAAAGAAGAAAAAAGUGUUGCAAUCCAAAGACGUGGCACUUUUUGGUAGAGCGUUUUGUUUGUGCGCGCUCGUUUUUGUUUCUUCAUUUCAUUCUUCUUGUCCAUUCCUUCCUUUUGUACUCAUUUAGCCGAUUAUUUGGUUGCUCUGCUAAACCAAAGAAGAAAAAAAACCCGCCGUACCUUGAACAAUUUUCGGUGUGUGUUUGUUUUUGUCAGAAAUGUUUUUGAUUUCAAACAUUUUCAACAUUAAAAAAGUAAGUGCACUUUUUCCGUAUAAAAAUGCAGUGUGCAUGUGCAUGCAUGUAGUUGAGAUGGUGUAAAACCACGAUUUUCUGUGUGAGCGUAAAUCGUUUUUCGCUUUUUUCUCCUCCAUGAAUGCAAUAAUUUUAGAGACGAAAGUGCUGAGCAAGCAACUUUUUUAUUUAUGCGCUUCGUUCUAUGUAAUUUGUGUGGUUAUUUAUACAUUUCAAAGUAUAUCCUCGAAUGCGCUAUUGUUUUCAUACUUGGGCACUUCCUUGAGAUUGACACGUCAACCCUUUUCUUCAUUUUCUUUCAUCGUAAUCACUAUUAUUUUGUUGAAUAAACAAAUUGCGAUAAUUGACAAAACUUUCAAAUUGCCAUACGGCUUCGAUAGGCAUUGUGUAUUCUACAGCAAACCAAAGUAAGCAACCAACCGACCGACCGACCAACCAGUCACACCAUAUUAUCGCUAACUGUUCCUUUUGGCCGAAUCGAGAACGGGCUAUCUUGUUUGUAGUUCAUUUCAGAAAAUCAUUUUCAAUUUAACCGUUACACACUCACAAAGCGAAAGCCAAGAUACGAUGAUAUGAACCGAAACCGUGUUAUUUUUAUGUCGCUACUUGAUUGUCAGCCACAGAAAUUUAUGAUCAUUUUGCUAAAGGUAAACAAUUCCAUGGCAUUCCUUCCACGGAACAUUAUCACACAAUUUCACAGACAUUUUCUGUGUAAACAUUCAGCUACACAACAGUGAGCUCAAAAUAUUUUGAUUAAUAAAAAGCGACGAACACAGAAGAAAGAAAAAAAAAAUACCCGAAUUAAUGUCGCAGAAAGUGUUUAGCCCAAAUAAAAAUUGAGUACAUGCUGAAAUUCAUAGUUCAGUGAAGGAUGUUAUGCACAUCGCAUGCAUUGUAUAUUAUGUCGACCGACAAUGUAGCAAACUUUGACGUGCGCAAAAAAUAAAGCAGAAAAGGUAACGAAAAAAAAACAAUCAGAAAUAACUAUCAACACAUCAUCGAAAGACAUAUGAAAAGCAUGCUGGAAAAAUGAACGAAAAAAAUAAUGUUUUCUUCGUUUUUAUUAAUAAAAAUAUGCUGAGAGUGUACGGUACUUGCAGUCAUUCACCUUGAUGAAUAUAUAUAUAUUUCUUUUAUUAUUCACAUUUCUUUCUCUCUCUCUCUUUCUCUUUCACGCUUUGUAUCUGAUUUGUCGCAAUUGCUCCACUCGCUUUCCACAUACAUAUACACAUAUAUUUACUUUUUCUGUGUUCGUAUUUUAUUAUUAUUCUACGGUUUAUUUUAUAAAAAUAACACUUUUUUUCCAUUUCGAUCAUAGAGUUUGUCCAUGUAUUUCCAUUUCUUUUCAAAUGGUGUUGGAUAGCGCGCACGCCGCGUGAAUGUUGUUGAAUAGAGCGCGUUUUUCUUCGUCGUCAUCGCUCUCUUUCUGUGUUUGUUGUAACAAAUACGAAACACAGAUCAACAAAUGAACAAAAAAAAAAGGCCAAACGAAGAAGAAGAAGAAGGGGAAAAAAUACCAUCACUGGUAUUGUUUAGUUAGAGAGACGAGGUGGUAUGUGUGCUUAUAUGUAUGGUGUGGGGUGUGUGUGUGUCUGUGUAUAUCUUGGCUGGUCUUUGGAGCUACGUGCAUUUCAUGUGUACACGAUCGCUCGCACGCUCUCGUGGCAAUAGUUACAUUUCAUGUGACUUUUGUGUAUGGUUCAAUUAAAUACCUGUGCACACGGUGUACUUUUCUCUUUCUCGCUCGUUCGCGCUCUCACUCGGUCACUCCAGCAGCGUGCCGGAGAGCACCACAUACAUGUGUGUGGCAAGACACAGGCUGCACACUGCCACACCGAAUAGCACAGUGUUUGUGUGUGAUUGUGUUUGAUUUUUAUGUCAUAUCACCGCCUUUGGUUGGCAUUCUAUGUGUAUUUGGUAUGCGCGUUCGUUGCCUGUAUGUGUUUUUCCAAUUUGUAACUUCGUUGUGUUAUUUUUUUUUCUUUUUCUUUUUCUUUUUCUCUUUUAACAUAAUAUAUGAGUUUUAUUUGAUAUUUCGUAAACGGAUCAUACGGCCAUUGAACUUUUUUUUUUCGUUUCUUCAACAUUAUUUCAUUUCUCCGCAUACAAUUCGUGAUUACAUAGGUCCAACGUAUUUGAAACUCGGCAGGGUUUUCUACAUACUAUAUAUUAUACUUUUUUUCUGUCUCUCGCUUCGUGCUUCCAAAUUGAAAUGAUCGCUUGCGCGCAUACACAAAACCAAAUUGGAUAUAUUUUUUUUUCUUCAUUAAAACAAUACGUGAAAUCGUUUCUUUUUUGUUAUUUGGUCCCUUUUUAUUUGGUUUUUUGAUUGUUGACUUGUUCGCCGUUGUCGUCAUCGUCAUUGUUGCCGCCUCGGGUAUAAGUGCCCGUGCUCAUUUCACUUUUUUCAUCAUUGUUUAUCACCAUAUACACCAUAUUUUUUUUUAUCUUAUCAACGAUUCCAUGAAACCGAAUAGGAUCAUACAAUCUGUGUGUAUGCAUUAUUUAAUAUCUUCGGGGCCCCCGAAGUGAGACGCAGAGAGAAAAAAAGGAAUAAAGCGUUCGGAAAGCAAACAAAAGGCGCACACAAUCAGUUUUUCUUCAGUGGAUUUUUCAACUUGUUUUUAUUUGACUUUUGCGCUUUUUCUUUAUCUCCUUCUCGGUCACUCGCUCUUGCUGCCUCUUUAUCGUUCGUUAUGUUCAACGUGAACGGGUGAACGAGGGAAAGGAGUGAAGACACACUGAGCACAAACAGGGAGUGGAUCGUAUGUUCACCGAGCUCUCACUUAAUGCAUGGUUGAGAGAACGCAUUUUACGAGAGUUUUGUGUAUAUUUUUUACAAUUGGUAGCAUCGCUUGGUUGAAAUUUGAAAGGAAAUGAAUAUCCGCGUACGCGAUACUUUGUCAGAUUGUGUUUUUGGUGCCUUUCGUUAUUUUUAGCAUUGAUCAUCGGCAUCGGCAUGGGUUGCGUGUAUAAAAUGAGAGUGAAACUGAAAGAAAAUGAUAUUCAACAUUGAAACAGUCGUAUGCUCCUUUUGCCACCAUCAUUAAGUGCCUUUUGUACACGUACACAAACAAAAAUAGUCUCUUUCUCUCCUCAUUCAUUUUUAUUUUUUUCUCGCUCUUACUUUGUUUAUUUUUCCUCCGAAUCCCGACACACCGAAACAAAUAUAGCACUAUCGUGCCCGAAGAAUUAAAACCCGAAAUGAAAUGAAAAAACUCACCACGCGAGCACACCAGCACAUACAUUCGCGUUCAUGUACGUGCACACACAUACAUGGCGAUCGCCAAGAGUUCCUUUUUCGUGGAUUUCGUCGAAUCAAAAAGAAGAGAUACGAAAAGUGGAUCUAUAAAUAAAUGAAUCGCAGGAAUGCGCUGUCGAAUUCCUCUUUUAUGCUGUCCAUGUUGAACAUACAUAUAUUGAGCCACCACAUAAAAAAAUGUAUCGUAUUUUCAGCUCAAAUCACCCAAGCACAUCCUCUUAUGUGCUUCAAUCCUUGCCACGGCUAUUUAAAUCAAGACGAACCGAAAAUCAAGUUAUUGCCCGAAACGACCGAUCUCUCAACAGCGUCGUUCACCGCAGUCAAGUAAACGAUAUUUAUCCCCAACCGUGAUGCGACAUGUACAACGGAGCUACACCCUAAUAUAACCAUAUCAAUGCAAGCACUUGAUCGCUGCUCUUAUACAACUCUCUCUCUUUUUUCUCUGUUGUUCGCUCUUCCUCUCAUUUCAUUCUCUUCAUUGUUUUCGCGUUUGGGUUUUUUCCUUUUCAUCUUAUUUUUCGCUAUUUUGCUACAUUGCGUGCUCAGAAAAAAUCAAAUCGUGCCGAAUAAAUACUGCGCAAAUAGCGAUUCGGGUAGGACUCGUGUUAGGCUCGCUGCCGCUCCAUUGUUGAAAUGGUGACUAAACAUGCCUUUGUUUUGUCUAUCGAAAUUUUACUUGAAUAUUUCGUAAAAACAUGUGUACACUGUACAGUAACAAUUGAAAUUUAUCAGAAAAAGAUAAAAAGCAAACAAAGCCCGAUUCGUCAUUCGUUUGUGGAAUAUGUACAUCCAAAAGAUGUCAUUUCCAGUGUUUUCGUUUCUUCUUUCUCGUUCAACUUUCGUUGCUUGUGAUCAGAGAUUUCAUUCCCAUUGACAAUACAAAUGAUCCAUUCUCUGCAAGGAAAUCAUUAUGGAAAUAUUGAAUAAAAGUGAACGAAUUUGAAUGCAGACGGCAUGUAAAAUUCGGUCAAAAUAUCCCCUUCCUAAUUGAAUUUCAUUGUUGAAAAAAUAAUCUUCGAGUCUUUGUAACUCAUCAUUACGUUUCAAUGUUGAAGCAACAAACAACAAUAGACACACAGCAAAUGAAACUCAUCACUUUUACAUCGUAAUCUGUUUUUCGCUUCGUUUUACAUGAAACGUAUACAUUUCACAUAGACUGUCGAUUGUCGAUCAAACUAGCGCACGGCAUUACCUUGCGCACGUAUUAUGGUGGCAUCAACUAGAAAUCGUUCGCCUGUUGCACUCUUUUUUUUUUAUUCAUUUCGUUGCAGCCAACCAACGAAUGAACAAACGAACCGACUUGGGCUUAGUGUGAAUAUAUCCACAAAGAGUUUGUAAUUUUUGUGCGCGCCGCUGUUUCGCCCCGAACAUGCAUUGUAAUGUGCUGAAUAGUCGCUAGCAAUCUGUGUGUGACAAACCUUUCUAUGUGCCUUAUGCACAUACACAGAGAGAGAGCAGAGUGGCUAUGGUUUACCAUUUGUUUAUAAUGGAUUAGCCUACUUCCUUCGUCAGUCGCUCACUGCCCAGUGACCGGACAAUAAAAAUACUACUAAUAUUUAACUAUUUUAUGAGAAUUUUAACUACGCUUUCCAAAUCGUUUGCUCCGUUCAAUGCAAGCGACCAUCCACAUAGAGAGAGAGCGAGCAAGCGAGCGCAGAAAAAAAAACACUCAUCAUACAAUUACUAGAUUUCCUGUCGAUGCGAGUCCAUAGCAAGAGUAGUAUGAGUUAGUCGCCACUAAAAGGCUAUAAAUUAACUCAUACACAAGCGAUAUGAUUUUUUUUGCCCAUUUUGCGCUUCAACACACACACACAUACUCAGGCACGAUCCAGCAAUAUUGAUUCUGUGUGUACGUGGGUUGCUAUAUUACUUUUUUCCUCCGUUCCAGCGUUCGCUUUUAUGUGAUCACUAGUUCAGCUUCUGUAUACGGAGUUUUUUCUCUCUGUUGCGAGCAAAAAAAAAAAAAACAAGGAAUAUACAAUUCGAUGAACAAAAACUGACGAGAAGAAAACAGAAAAAAAAACACAUUCAAAAAUGCCACUAAAGCCGAUAUUGUUUUUGCGUUUUAACACCACCGCAAACACCGUAUUGACCAUCGCGCACAUCGCCUCUGGAUGAUUGCGAAAAAUUUUCCAAAGUGGUUUUUAUAUACGUAUAUAUCGUUGUUAUUUGCUAUAUGUUUCGCUUUCGAGAGAUGUGGGUUGCAAAAAUGAAGAUCAACUUGAAAUCAUUUUUAUUAUACACUGAAUUCUGCUUUUUCGCAACGAACGAUCGACACACGCUUUAACAUGACUUGAUUUAAUCAUCCUGUCGACAUAUACAUUUUGCCCGCGAUACCAACACACACCAACAACAACAAUAUCAAAUCGAAUCCUACCUACUCACAAGGAAACCCAUAAUCUUAACUCAUUUGAAUUGCUUAUUCUAAAGAAAUAAAUGUUAUGGCUAUCGCAGCGAAAGGACAGCAUGGUAUUCUUUUCUUCUGUCAUGCCUACAAUAAUGAAUCAUUGAGACAAUAAUGCAGAAAAAUCAUUGAAUUCGAAUGAAAGGCAUCCGUCAUUAAAUAAACUCAACUCUAUAAAAGCAACGGGAUUUCAUUUCAUUCGAAACACAAUGAAAAUUUCUCGAGAACGCGACCGUACACCAUACAUACAAAUUAGCUUCGUCGUUUUUACUGUUGUUGUUGCUGGUGCUGUGUGUGUUACGAGGCUUCUAUUGUUGUGAAACAUUCUAAUAGUCAAAAAGUUUAAAGUUACAGCAAAUGCGGGUUGCAUACGGACGGUUCACAUUCGUUUGUAUAAUUUAAUCUUUUGCGUGGAUGUGUCAUUUUGAUUGAGUGCGCGCAUACAUAUAUAUUCAAUGUACACACAGCAAAGAGAAGUUCAGCCGAGUUGAAUUAGAUUUGGGACAAAAAACCACACCCUUGAUACGGCGUAUCUGUGUGUAUCCGUCGCUGUCAUGCAUCGGAAUUGGUGUGCCACAAAUGUUAGAAGGAGAUGAAAUGAAUCAUUUACAAUUUUGGUUAACUUCGAAAGAUGCUUGAAAAGAGACGAAGAAAAAUGUGUGCAAAAUACCGUCUAACAGUUGACUCGUUCCUUCUAAUAUUUGCCUAAAGAAAAAAAAAGAGCAACGAAGCAAAACAGAGAAAUAUAAACUUCAGCACGGUGUUGUAGUCGAUCGCGGUAGCAACAUCGUCGUCGUUGUCGUGGUCGUCGCAAGCGAAUUAGCAACGCAUCGCCAAAGGAAAAGAUAAAAUAAGAAAUACGCGAUCGCUUAACGGAGGGGUCGAUUGUUUUUCUUACAACGCAACAAUGGAAAUAGGCAUCCAAAGUGGAUACAGUCAAACUUAAAGAGAAAGAAAAAAAACACAAAACGAAUAUACCGAAACCACACGAUUGAAUCAAGCAGAAUAUGCACGAAACGAAAUCAACAACAGCACACAAAGGCUCGGCAUAGAGUGUCACAAGCAGCGAUACGAAAUUCCGGCACAAGGGAGAGGGAAUUAUUUAAAUGCAAACACAAAAAGACGUACGCUUUUGCCAAUAUCCAUAAAGAAUCUCUAACCCCAUUUGCGCGAAAAACUCAAAACGAACGCUACAAACCAACACAGCAUCGACACUGCGUCGAUUUCUCUCUCUCCCUCUCCCUCUCCCUCUCUCAACCGUUCGCGCGAUAGCUUUGCGCGUUGUCGCUUCUCACCGCAAUCGCAAUAUACUUAUACAAUCGCAAACGUAAUUAAAUCACACAAAUUCCGAACGAAGCAGCUUAGCUCCUUUUUCGAUUCUCUUCUUUACUCCUCUCCAUGCUUCGUUGUGCAGCGGUGGCGGCGUUUACCGAAUGAGAGAAAGAGCAAACGGCCACCGUCGAUUUGCUGUUUUUCAUUUGUUUUAUUCAUCCGAAGCCCGAUUCGGUGUUUGUGUGUUGCGUUGUAUGUGUGUGUGUGUGUGUGUGCCAUUUAUACUUGUUGCGCUUUGAAAUCCAACCGAGUAAAUCAGUUAUACGGCAACGUAGUUCGCGUAAAGUUCGAUUUUUCGUUUCGGAAUUAUUACGAGUGUAACGCGCGCGCGCGUAGUCGAUUGCUGUGUGGUGUUCCAUUUUGCGCGAGAGUGAAACGAAUAUGUCGAUGAGUAAUUUGCAAUUACACUCCAUACUAUCUCCAUCCUGUCGAUGUGUUAGUGUAAAUUCCAUUCAUUUGUUUGAUUGUUUGUUAGCUAUGUUUUUAAAAAUGAUAUUCAUCCAUUAAUAAUAUUGUUUUGGUUGAUGUUGUUCAUUUACAAGAAGAAAAUACAUUGUUUUUUGGUGCGCUUUACAUUGUUCAUUACCUAAUAGUUGAGUAAAUGUGAGCUUCGAUCGAAUUAUGUGAACGAAAUCAGCGAAAAAAGUACGAAAAAAAAAUCCGCAAGCGAUUGUAUAAAUUCCGAUGAAAUGGUGUCUCUGUGUGUGUUGACGGCAUAUAACUCGUUCGAAAAAAAAAAACUCCUUUUCAAGGAGUGCUGUGAGCUCCAAACAUGGCGUCGAAUUUGAGAUCACACAGUGACGGUGUUGUCGUUGUCGUCGUUAGAAGAGUGCCCGUUGAUACGAUGUGUCAGUGUAUGCGAGUGAGUGAGUGGUGGCAAAAAAAAGUGAUUUUUGUCGUGUUUGCCGUUUCUACGGCUAUCCGGUUUCGCUUCGGUUUGCCUCGACAAAAAAAUAUCGCUCGACGAUGACGAUGUUGUGCGUAACAACGAAGGAUUUAUAAUUGGAAUCUCCACCAGGCUAUUUGCAAGUCAUUAUGCUUAAUGAUUUUUUUUUUGUCUUUCGUUGCUGUCGCUGAUGUACAAAAUCACUGGCUUGGUCAAAAUCACACCACACCAUAUCCUUUCAUAUAAAAAUACAGACCGAUUUGCAGAUAAAUAAUAAUGCUGAUUACAAAGGGAAUCCACAAUUAUCAUUUGUGAAACGAGAAAAAGACCCGUCUUCGUGUGGCGACACCUUGAAUCAUCACCGUUUUUGUCUCAUUCAUUUUCAAAUAUUUGGAAUAUUAAUGAGUAACAGCGGUGGCCGACUUUGCAGUAUUCAAUACAUAGUCCUGUCUCGUGUCUAUAGGAAAUGAACGUGUUCGUUACUGCUAUGGUCGUCGUCUUCGCCGCCGUUUGCAUUGUUUCAGUUUCACAGAUUGUGUUGCAUUCACUAAAUUACGGUUAACUCAAGAGAUUUGUGAAAUGUUAAUUACACUGAUGGUGCUUGCAAGUGUGUUGAGUCGGUCGGGCGAUAAAAAUCCCAUUUUCUCUUUUUGGUUGCUAUUUGCUAUCGGGUUGUAGAAAUUAGGCACAACAAUUUUAGGUGUUCCUUUUUGGUGUGUUUUCGGUGUGAGGAAGAAUAAACAAAUGAAAAAAAAAAUGGAAGAAAGAAAGAAAGACGAAACAAAAAGGUAUCGAUAACGAUAAUGGCACACUUCAGCCUCACAUAUUCCGUUCAUACGAUAUUUACGAGUAGCCAGCCAGCCAGCCAGUCAGUCAGCUAGUCAAUAUAAAGUCAUAGUGUAAUAUUGUGUCGAGUUUAUCGGUCCGGUCAGUGUGUAACAGUUCUUUUAAUGUGUUGCUAAUGACGACGGUCAUACGACAAGGAACUAAAACGCUUUGGUUUGACGGAAAAAGGAAGAGACAACACAGUUUUUAGUAUUUCUCUCUUGAAUUUUUCCUGACACCGAAUUGACUUUGUCACCAAUACGAGAUGAGGUGGUUAGUUUCGAUCUGACAUUCGUCCUAGCCACAUCGAAAAGCAUUUCAAGAUUGCUUUUUUUUCAUUUUAUUUUGAGUUUAACCAAUUUCCAAAUAAUUUGUGUGUUUCAUUGAAACCACUUGCAGUUGCAAUUUGAAUAGAUUUGCGAAUUAGAGAGGAGCUAAACGAAAGUGAAAAAAACAGCAAAUUACCGAGAAAAAGACAAAGCGCAGAAAUUUUCCGAAACAAGUGGAGUGUAACGAAUAAUCUGACUAAGGAAUCUAAUUUGUUUUUCCUUCAAAAAUCCCCACGUUGAAACUCCCAUAUACACACACAGACAAAAUGGCAUCACAACGAUUUUGUUUACGUUGGAACAACCAUCAAACCAAUUUAUUAUCAGUAUUCGAUCAACUAUUACACGCCGAAACAUUCACUGAUGUUACUUUGGCGGUUGAAGGACAGUAUUUGAAAGCACACAAGAUGGUAUUAUCAGCUUGCAGUCCAUAUUUCCAAGCAUUAUUCAUCAAUCAUCCCGAAAAGCAUCCAAUCGUCAUAUUAAAAGACAUAACAUUUGCCGACAUGAAGAGUUUGCUCGACUUCAUGUAUCGUGGCGAAGUGUCUGUGGAUCAGGAUCGCCUAACAGCAUUUUUACGCGUUGCCGAGAGCCUGCGCAUCAAAGGUUUGACCGAGGUGAACGAUGAUAAACCGGAAAAAUCCGAAACGCCCGCCCCACAAACACAGCCAUCGUCACAAACGGUGGCGGCUCAACCACCGCAAUUGAACCGUAUCCAACAACCAUACACACAGCAACAGAAAGUGCAGGGGAUGAUGUUGACAAAUCCAUUGUUAGGCUCAGCUCUCACCCAACCAAAACGGAAGCGUGGCCGACCUCGAAAGCUAUCCGGCAGCUCAAAUGGAAACGAUUUCGAUGACUACGAAUCCAGCGACAAUAUCAUUCAGGGUUCGCCUGAAUUACUCGAAGUUAAAAUGGGCACAGACGGAUAUUCAGAUGGUUCGGAUGAGAACAACAGAGAUAUUGACAAUGAAAAUUCAGUAGAGGAACCCAUGGACACCACGGAGCCAAUGAAAUCGGACACGCCACAGCCAUCAGCGAAAGAGCCAAGCCCACAAAAAGAGCAAGCCGACAACAACAUUGCAGACGAUGCGUCCAAUGCAUCCGAAGUGCAGGACAUGACUUACAUGGAACCACAGCUAAUGCUUGACGAAUAUGACGAUCCCGUUGAGUUUAAGUAUAAUCCAGACUCAGAUUCGGCACCAAGUUCAAUGUCGGCCACACAGGAUUCGACGACUGUGACCAAUGUCGUUCCGCCAAUGAUUCAAAUGCCAAAAUUGGCACCAAUCCAACAUAUGCUACCAAACAAACCGCUACCAAAGCUAACAAGACGUCCAAAAUUGAAGCAAAACGGUGUCAAAACACCGGAACAAACAUCAACUACCAUUCAAGCCACCAUCGGUGCACUCCAACUGAACCCAUUUGCUGGCAUCAAUAACAAUGAUUUCAUUGACAUAUUGGCCAAUAAUUUCACGGCAAACGCAAUUAAAGCCAGCUCAACACCGAUGAAAGGUGUAAAGAGCAGCGAACGCCUCGCCAAAAAUAACAAUGGCACACAGGCAAGUAACAAUAAUUCGGCCACCGUAACGAUCACAAACACCGCUUCGCCGACCAUUGGCGAGAAUAAUAACUUGAAAAUUGAGCGACAAAAUGCGGGCAAUCGAUCCAGCAAAUAUAUCAUUGACGAUACACAAGGUUCAGUUCGAGACUUUUGUACCAAAGAAGGUGAUCACACGUAUCGAUGCAAAGUGUGCUCACGCGUUUACACGCACAUCAGUAACUUCUGCCGUCACUAUGUCACCUCGCAUAAGCGCAACGUCAAAGUCUACCCUUGCCCAUACUGUUUCAAAGAAUUCACGCGCAAGGAUAACAUGACGGCGCACGUCAAAAUCAUCCAUAAAAUCGAAUCAUCGGCAGCUGCUGCAGCCGUCAAUAAGCUCGAGACAACGGCGCAAAUAGCGCUUUCGGCAACUCCACAAUGAACGAAAUACCACCACCACCACCACCACCACCACCACCACCGUUGUGUUACAACUUGAAUAUUUAGACAUUUUUACGGCAAACUUACUGAUGAUGUUGCGAUGACGGGUAAACACGACGCGCCUCGUGUUUUAUUAAUUUUUUUUUUAUUAAUUAUUAGCUACUUCUCUUGCGUCUAUUCCAUCAAACAUUUGCGGCGAAUAGAUCGAAUCAAUGGGAAUAGAUGCUCUAAUUUAAGCCUUAAUUCUUUUCAAAAGAGACAUCAAUUAGGGAAAUAUUUGUAGUUGAAUUUGCUUGCAAAUAAACACAACACAACUGAUUUUCGAAUCACACGUGAAAAAAAAGACAGAAAUUUCGUAAAUGCAUUCGCUGUGCAUUUUCAAUAUAUGUAAAUACUUUCAUCAUUCUUUAUGCUAUUUUUUUUACAAAUCUAACAUUGAAAAGAAAAGCAGCAAAAACGAAACCCUUAAAUUGUAAAAUGGUUCGGAUUUUGUAUGUUUUACAAACACACAUACCGAACAUGAAACAGAAAACAAAUCGUAGAUUCUUCCAUGGUUAUAGUUUGUAAAUCGAAUUGGAUAGCUGACGAUCAAAAAAGUCACUUCCGACGUUGAAUUAGUUGGUAAAGACAAUUCAUUCGAUCGUUCGUACGAAUUGUGCAACCUAAUUUCUAACUUAUAAUUAAUUUAUUUUGUAUUUAGCAAACAAUUCAAUUCUAAGCUUCUUUUUUCCAUUUAAAAUUUCUUUUUUUUUUAAAUCUUUUAUCUAUCGCGAGUUUUUCCUUUUUUCAUUUGUAAACUUUGACAGUUUACUGAUAUACUUUGACCGAGAGUCCUCUGAUCCCAUAGGGAACAUACCCACGAUAUGAAGGCAAUUCGGAAAAGCUUGGACUAGGAAUUAAUUAAUUUUUUUAGCAAAAUAAACAAAACACACAAACAAAAAUCAUGCAUUUGAAAACGCAAUUGAUCAUUCCUUAAAAUUUUAAGUUGGCAAAACAAGAAAUAAGUAUUUUUUUUCUCUUCUCUCUCAUCAAACAAUCAUUGGUAGAUCUUGUAAAAUAUAUGGUUAAAAUUAAAACGAAAAAAAAAAACAAAUUGAUGGGAGCUGAACUUAGCAUAAUAAUUUGUUUUUUAUGAGAGAACAAAAAGAAGUAAAUCAAAAAGUGGCCUUUAGAAAGAAAGAAAUAACGGAAAUUCCAAUCUUAAAACGCAAUUUAACAUAUUUUAUAAAUUAUUACCUGUUUUCGAGACUUAUUUUUAAAUAACAAAAUGUUUACCUGAAAACCUAAUUUGUAUUAUAAAGAAGAAAGAAAAAUGCAAAAUGAUUCUUAAAUUUAAAGUCUGAAUGGAAAACAAAAAUGAAAAAAAAAAAAUCAUGAAAAAACAACAAGUUUAUCGAUCGGGACAAUAUAGCAAAAUAUUAUGGUAGACACAUAAGAAUGAAGCAAAACAAUGCAAUUUUUAUGUUUAUUUGCAAAAAACGCCAACAUAACCCCCCCCCCAUUUCUUUUUUAAUUUAAAUUAUUUAUUCGUCUUUGUGAAUUGGAAAUAUACAAAUGAACCAAAUGAGAAUCAGCAAAUGAUUUAGAUAAAUUGAACGUUGCAAUAUUUUUCUCACACUCUCAUUUAUCAUAGCAAAUUACGAAAAGAAAUUUUUUUUUCAAAAAGUCAAAAGACUUGAUAGUAUUUGCAGUACAGAAUAUUGUGUAUAUAAAUUGUUCAGAGGAAUGGGACAAAAAGUGAAAAUAUCCAGGAGAUUGUAAAAAAAAAAAAAAUAUGUUUUACCAUUUUCGCGUUGAAAGCCUUUACUGAAUCCAAUAGACUUCUUCCACUGUGAAA